CGCCGGCGGCUGCCGCUGAGGGGGCUCCUGCUCGCUCCCCGCCCGCCCGGGCGUCCCUCGCCCGCCCUCUCGUCCUUCCGCGCGGGGCUAUGAAGCCGUAGAGCCCCGCUGGGCCGUAGCCACCGUUCGCCGCCAGCAUGUUCGGCCGCUCCCGCAGCUGGGUGGGCGGCGGGCACGGGAAGGCCGCCCGCAGCAUCCACUCCUUGGACCACCUCAAGUACAUGUAUCAUGUUUUGACUAAAAAUACGACAGUAACAGAUCACAACCGCAACCUGCUGGUAGAGACUAUUCGUUCUAUAACAGAGAUCCUUAUAUGGGGCGAUCAGAAUGACAGCUCGGUAUUUGACUUUUUCUUGGAGAAGAAUAUGUUUGUUUUCUUUUUGAACAUCUUGCGUCAGAAGUCCGGUCGUUACGUGUGUGUACAGCUUCUGCAGACUCUGAACAUCCUUUUUGAGAACAUCAGUCAUGAAACAUCGCUGUACUACCUGCUGUCUAAUAACUAUGUAAAUUCUAUUAUUGUCCACAAAUUUGACUUUUCUGAUGAGGAGAUCAUGGCAUAUUACAUAUCAUUUUUGAAAACUCUUUCUCUGAAACUCAACAAUCAUACUGUACAUUUCUUUUAUAAUGAGCACACUAAUGACUUCGCUUUGUACACUGAAGCUAUUAAAUUUUUUAACCACCCAGAAAGCAUGGUCAGGAUUGCUGUUAGGACUAUAACUUUAAAUGUCUACAAAGUGGACAACCAACCUAUGCUGCAUUACAUUAGAGAUAAAACUGCUGUCCCUUAUUUCUCCAACCUCGUUUGGUUUAUUGGAAGCCACGUGAUAGAACUGGAUAACUGUGUGCAGACUGAUGAAGAGCACAGAAAUAGAGGCAAACUGAGUGACCUGGUAGCAGAACAUCUUGAUCAUUUACAUUACCUUAAUGAUAUCCUUAUCAUUAAUUGUGAAUUUCUAAAUGAUGUGCUGACAGACCACCUACUUAAUAGGCUCUUUCUUCCCCUCUAUGUGUAUUCAUUAGUAAAUCAAGAUAAGGGUGGAGAGCGUCCAAAAAUAAGUUUCCAAGUUUCUCUCUAUCUUCUUUCUCAAGUUUUUCUAAUUAUACAUUACGCCCCUUUGGUGAACUCAUUGGCUGAGGUUAUACUUAAUGGUGAUCUCUCUGUGUUUUCUUCUAAAGUUGAGCAAGAUAUACAGAAAAACUCAGCAAAGUCAAGUAUCAGAUGUUUCAUAAAACCAACAGAAACACUGGAGAGAUCUCUUGAAAUUAACAAACAGAAGGGGAAGAAGAGGUUGCAGAAAAGACCCAACUAUAAAAAUGUUGGUGAAGAAGAUGAAGAGGAGAGAGGAUCUGAAGAUAACCAAGAUGACCUAGAUAAAACUAAAGGUACAGAAGCAAGUUCAAAGGGCAUCAGAACAAGCAGUGAAAAUGAAGAAAUAGAGAUGGUAAUCAUGGAGAGAUGUAAACUGUCAGAAUUGUCUGUCUCUACUGUGACAGAACAGAAUACAACAGAUGAAGAAAAGAGUGCAGCUGCCUCUGGGAGUGAGAUAACAAACUGGAACAGGCCUUUUCUUGAUAUGGUCUAUAAUGCACUGGACUGUGCUGAUGAUGAUUACUAUGCCCUCUUUGUGCUCUGUCUUCUCUAUGCAAUGUCACACAACAAAGGAAUUGACCCAGUCAAGCUGGAGAGAAUUCAACUUCCAGCUCAACAUGCUGAAGAGAGAAAUUCAUAUAAUCAUGUACUUGCAGAAAGGCUCAUCAGGAUAAUGAAUUAUGCUGCACAACCAGAUGGAAAAAUACGUUUGGCAACUUUAGAACUUGGCUGCCUGUUGCUGAAGCAGCUUGUGUUUUCUAAAAAUGGCAGCAUCAUAAAAGAUGUUCACCUUGCUUGCCUUGAGGGUGCAAGGGAAGAAAGUGUUCAUCUCCUUCGUCGUUUCUAUAAGGGAGAAGAAAUUUUUCUGGAUAUGUUUGAAGAUGAAUACCGGAGUAUGACAAUUAAACCCAUGAAUGUAGAGUACUUGAUGAUGGAUGCCUCAAUCUUGUUGCCUCCAACGGGGACACCACUGACUGGUAUUGAUUUUGUGAAAAGAUUGCCUUGUGGAGAUGUGGAAAGAACACGAAGAGCAAUCAGAGUUUUCUUUAUGCUCCGUUCACUGUCACUGCAUUUGCGGAAUGAGCCAGAAACUCAGUUACCACUCACAAGGGAAGAAGAUCUGAUAAAGACAGAUGAUGUUCUUGACUGGAAUAACAGUGAUCUAAUUGCUUGUACAGUCAUAACAAAGGAUGGGGGUCAAGUUCAAAGAUUCCUGGCUGUGGAUAUUUACCAGAUGAGUCUGGUUGAGCCAGAUGUUGCAAGACUUGGAUGGGGAGUAGUUAAGUUUGCGGGCCUUUUGCAGGAUAUGCAGGUGACGGGAGUAGAGGAUGACAGUAGAGCUCUGAACAUAAUAAUUCAUAAGCCUGCCUCAAGUCCUCAUUCUAAGCCUUUCCCUAUCCUUCAAGCUACAUUUAUUUUUUCUGAUCACAUUCGCUGCAUUAUUGCAAAACAACGUCUUGCAAAAGGCCGUAUCCAAGCUCGGCGUAUGAAAAUGCAGAGAAUAGCAGCUCUCCUGGAUCUUCCUGUUCACCCUUCCACUGAAGUUGUUAUGGGUUUUGGACACAGCUCUGCAGCUACAGCCCAACACCUUCCAUUUAGAUUUUAUGAUCAGUCACGACGUGGUAGCAGUGAUCCUACAGUGCAACGCUCUGUUUUUGCAUCUGUUGACAAAGUUCCAGGCUUUGCUGUAGCCCAGUGCAUAAAUCAGCACAAUCCAUCACCACUCUCAUCACCAUCACCUUCCAGUGGCAGUGGGAGUACGGGGCGCUGUGAUUCAGUGACUGCAAGCUCAACAUCCACUCCUUCUGCUGCACAGAGCCCAUCAGGUCUGGCAGGAAAGGACGUCGGCGGGUGUUUAGUCUGUCGGAGGCUGACAGUCACGGUGGACACUGGGUUUAGGUCUUCAAGCAGCAGCUGCAACAGAAACUCGCGCAAUAUCAAUUCAGAUGAUGCUUCAGCUCCAGAGCAGCCUCAGAUGACCGUUUCUGGUCAGACGAUGUUGACUGAUGAAACUCUCUCAGCUGUCUCAAAGUCUAGCAAGAAUGCUGUAAAAAACAGUGACAUAGAAACAGCAAACCUGUCUCCUAGCCUGAUUCCUGCACAGCAGCCCACAAUAUCAUUAAUAAUAGAUGAUAAUACAGAUGCAUUAAGUGUAGAGUCACUUACACUGGUGCCACCAGUUGAUCCACACAGCAUUCGAACAUUCAGCUGCAUUUCUCCGUCCUCCUUGCAAUCUGAAGUUGAAGUUUGCAAGGUAAAAGAGGUAGAGGAGGAAUGUUCUGACUAAAGCCAGCCUGCAGACUGUGAUAAACAGUGAAGCCAAUGCAACCAAAUUCUUUGUUGUUUUUUUAAUUUGUGAGUGUGGAUGUUUCUUGAAGCCUGAGAGGCCAUCUGGUCUGCGAGAAGAGGCCCACUGAUGAAAGAGAAUGUGGGAAGCUUUUAGAGUAAACCUCAGAUGCUCAAAGUAUUUAAACUGGAGAAGAAAAAACAAAACCCAAAUAAAAAAAACCCUGCAACUUUUUAAUCUGGACUGGUUGUUUCCUAACAAUUUCUGUUGUACAAGAACAUGAAAGUAUUUCAAAGCACCUACAUUCUUUCUAUUUUAGAGUUCCGGCUGCAGGAACGAAGUUAGUUGUAGAAGGUCUAGAGCUUUAUGGCAAAGUGAAGAACUUUUUGGAUACCUGGCUUCAGGAUAUUGUAUCGUUACUUCUCUGAAACUGGAGACGUACCAUUGACUGGAAAAAAUUAUAUAUUGUAGUACAGAGAUAACACUUCCGUUUGAGACAUGGUAUGUUUUCUAGUUUUGGGAGGGGUUUUGAUUUUUUUUGGUUCUUUUUUUCUUUCUUUUUCUUUUUUUUUUUUUUUAAAUCCUGAUCUCAUUCAUCUUUUGGAGGUCUGCAUGAUACCAGCAGGCUUGGCCACUUCCAGUGUUGUCUUCGUAGGACUCCAGACUUGUGUUUUCCAUGUGUAAUAUUUAUUUCAAGGUUUGAUUCAAAGCAAGAUAUGUAUCAAACAAAUUCUUAAAAGGUAAAAGCCUGAAAUUUAGUGACAAAUGCUUAUUCAAAUUUACAUAAGGGAUUUUUGACACUACUUUAGCCUUUGCUUAACCAGCUACAGAGGAAUGUGAAAUAUUUUAAGAGAUUGCUAUAGCUUGUUUGUUUGCUUCUGACAGUCAAAUUGCUACACCUCUGAGGAAUGAUGAUAUCCUUUCCACUGAAGGACAACUUCUAGAAGCAGGUGGAAGCAGUUUUACUCUAAAGAGGUUUUGUAAACUUUUCAUCUUCAUGUAGGAAGAAGGUCACCACAUCUAACUGAUAAUUCCUUCGCAAGUCUGAAACUCAAAAGGAAAGUUAUUGUGUGUUUUUUUCCUAUCUGGGAUAGUAUCCCAGUUAAACACCACCAUUAUGUAAAAGUGAUUCUGAGUCUAUGCUUGCCUUACUUUGCUUCCUAGAUCCUGAUACCAAGUUGACAGAAAGUAGUGCAAAAGUGUUGAUUAAAGUUUGGAAUGUUCUUUGUUGAUUUGAUAUGUAAUUUAGCGUGAAUGGAAUUCAAGAUUUCUCAAAUUUCCAUGUGCGUUAAUUUAAAUUAAUAGUAAAAUGAGUAGUUUGUCAUUAUUGGUCUGCUCAUAACAUUGAGUGCUUUCUGGCUCUCAAAUAUUGAAGACUACUAUUUACAUUACUUGGUAUUAUGAUUUCAGUCAUCAGUACAAUCUGCUUCCUCAUUCUGCCUCUACUAACAUUGAUUUCCUAUCAAGUAGGUGAAUCUGAAAACUUUUUACCUACUUCCCAGUCUCUUAUUGUACCUAUUCCUGGCUGUCAGAUGGAAUACUUGAAGUGAUUUUAAAUGUAAUAUUUAUAUAUGAGGUUGACUAGUCCACAAGUAUAACUUUGCUUGCUUUUUCCAUCUUUUCCUUCACAUAACUUAAUCUUUGUAAAAUAUGUACACAAGGUGUCUGCUAUUGAAUGGCAGCAUUUUUUUUUCUUCCCUUAUUAGCUUUUGCAUACAGUUUUGUUGAUUUCUGGUUUUCUGUGACUUCUACUUUGUCUCAAAUUGAAUUAACCAAUAUUCUGACCAUUCCAGAGUGGCCCAAACUCUAAAAGAAUUCUGAGAGUUAGCUGCUGCUAUAGAUGUGGGAUGAGAAUUUGGCAUUGUUGAAGUAAGAGCCUACCUUUUUUUUUUUGGUCAUAUGCUUAGGGUGAGUUUACACUGCAGUCACCGUUGUAGCUAAUGCAUGUGUACCUGAACAAGCCCAGACAUCAGUAGCAGUCUGGACACAAAGACCACAUAAAUUGUUAUUAGCUGAACUGAUUCCAGAACUAGACUUCCUCUAGUAUAUUGCAGCAUUACACUGUAGCCCCAGUAAUGUUCUGAAGAUCAUUAUUAAAAAUGAUGCCUUACUGAACUUGAAAGCAUUUUAUGUUAGCUGUUAACCUUAGCUCUUAACCUAGACAAAAUGCCACUGUGCCGGCUGAGUUCCCUUAAGUAGAAUUAAUUUUAGACAGGAAAACCUUGAUCUUUAUUUAAUUUCAAAUUCAGUUCUAGCAAGAUUAAGACCAUGCAGAAGGAGUCUUUUUAAUGGGUGUGCAUAACUCACCCUUGAGCCAUAUCACACAAGAAAAGGCACAAAGGGAAAGCAAGCUGACUUUGUGCUUUUGAUUGCCUUUGAGUGACUUUUAAAUCUCAUGACCAGUUGUCUACUGAGAGCUUCACAGGAAAUGACUGAGAUAGAUCCUAUUAUUAGCAAAAUAGAAGACUAGGUCUACUGUCUAGUCCUCUGCUGCAGAGCACUGCUGGUCAAGGGGUGGUAAGAUGGGACAUCUUUUAGCAGUUCUAUCAAAAGCUCUCUGCAAAGACGGAAUUACACUAGGAAAGCUCUGUCUGCACCAGCUCUACCAAUGUUGUGUUAGAUAAAUGCUACAACUGGUACAGACCAACCUAAAUCUCCUAAAUUGCCAGAGAAGCAAUUGAUUUUUGACUUGUUUGCUUCUAAUAUUAGGACAUAUGCGUAUACAAUUUGACUGUGCUUCAUGCUUCAGAAUGUAAAAGCUCUGAAGAUGCUGAAGUAAUCUGUCAUCAGCAGCCUUUUAUCUCUGUAAGUACAGUGUUACUCAUUUACAAUUCCUUGAAGAGUAUCAUGUCUAUCUCUCCCUUAUCAGAAAAACUCAAGGGCUGUUUCCUUAUCCCCCUUUCACUGUAAAAAGGAAACUCAACCAAGAAAGCAUUAGCACAUCAGCCACAAAUGUAUUUUUUUUCUAAACAAAAGUUGAUUUGCGUCAGUGUAACAUCACCCUUUUUAACCAAAUCCAAAUACCAAGUUGCAAAAGAGAGCAGCAGCUGAACAACUGACCAUUCAAAAGGUUCACUAUUUCAGUGUAAUACUGCAGAGGGGAGGUACAAUCAAUCUAAAGUAAAUAUAGCAAUGUUCCAGAGCAAAAUGUCAAAAUUUUGGAGAUGCUAAAUUCUCAGUGUUUGUUUGUAGAAGCUAUGCCUAUCUUCAGCCAUAUUCUGUGAACUUAAAAUAGUUCUAUUAUUCUCUUGCUUUUGAGAAGAGAAGCCAAAGAAGCCAAGGCAUACUGAAUGUAAACUUUGCUAUUUUAUGGCCUAUGUGUCUCACUUUAUCAAAUUUUACGAAGAUAUUGCUUGUUUAACAAAACUAUGUGUGGCCAUCACUGUUAGGUUCAUUGCCUCUUGCUGGUCCCCUUUGCUUUUCUGUCAUCCAGUGUACACCAAUGAACAAGACUCAGGCUUUUCAUUUGUGAAGAGAGUAACGGCAGCAUACACUUGGAAAUUUGGUAAAAAAGGGGAGGGAGGAAACAGCAGUGCCCAAUUCUAACAUCUGCUUCACCAUAGAAGUAAUGCUUGCAGUGUAAACCUGGUGUGCAAAAAUUACUUAUUUUGCAGAAAUUCUUUGAUUUAGAAAGAAACCAAAGGUUAAGCUUCCUGCCAUUCAUUUUACAAGCUGUGUGGAUUAAACCAAAUUAAUUAGAAAUGUGGUCACAUAUAUUAAUACUAAAAGCUCUAUUAUUUUGUGUGUGAAGUCAUGAAUUAUAUACAGUAUAAGGACAGAGCUCAUUUGUAUUCUCCACUGCUAAUUCAUGAUAAACUAAAAUUCUGACUUCUCUUCCUUAAAUUAAGCUGAGUUUUAGAAAAGAUAUAAAAUUACACCUGUUAAAGAAGCUUCCCAACGUUCUUCGCUUUACGACACAGUUGGAAUUUUCCUUGAAGUACUUGUUGAGGAAAAAUUGGGAAUAUCUUCCAGAAUUCAUUUAAUCUUUUGCAAUACUAUUGCUAAAGGACAGGUAUGUGACAUUUAAAAACUCUUCUUCCAUAUCCAGAAUUUAAAAUUCAAAUCUAGGUCAGUAUUCAGAGUUUAAGUCAGUGUCCAGUGAUUCAUAUGAACCCUUUGCUGAAUAAACACAAUACAGCGGGGAAUAAUGUUCCUUUAUGAUUUUUGAAGUAUUCUUGUGUGUAGAAUUUUUAAACUGAUGGUUAAAAUAGUUUGUUUAUAGCAAAAUCAGCAAUCUUUAGGAUUGAAAUUGCUGUGAAAUAUUUUUUUUCUAGUUAAGCAGUAAGAGGAGUGACUAAUUUCACUGCAAAUGGCCUGGCGUGAUUACUUUAAGCAGUCUAGGAAUCAAAUAAUUGCCCUGCAAUUGGGUGUCAUUUUACUAGUAGUACGUUAAACUUAAAACUGUACACUUGAAGACCUAGGUAAGCUAUCAGGCAAGCUGGUCAAACUGUAUGUAUAAUUUUGAAGCCACUUCAUAAAAGUAAACACUUGAAUCACAUGGUGCUGUCGGUGCUCUGGUGUAAUGAGUCACUCUUUUCGACACACUCGUUAUAGGUAAAUAACUACAGAAUAGCCUAAUGAAUAGUUUCACUAGCCUGCAUGUAGUUACUCUUCAAAAAAAACCCACCGUGCUAAACAUUCUGAUGUGGUCUUCACUAACCAGCUAAAGUUAAAUGGGGAGUUGCUUUUAAGAACAUUGCAGAGGCAGCUGUUGUCUAGGAAACUGAGUGCUUUAGUCCUAUAGUUGAAUCUAAAAUUUGCAAAGAGACAUCAGAUGGGGACAUCAGUGGGGUCUAGCUGUUUUGCCUCAAAGAUAAUGAGUCUUCUUGAUGAGUCUUGUACUUAUUUUCAGGCAACCUAAUGUUAGGUGGUGUUGAAAAUUCUCCUAACUGUUCCUGUCAUUCUUCUUGAAAGAGUUUUUUGGUACGUCACUGUUUAACCAUCACUGGCCUGCCCUAGGUGUAACUAACCUGGGCACUGUGCUUCUGUUAUCUAGACGUCUUUGGAGUGGUUCUCCUGUGCUUGCCUGCUGUGUUGCACUGACCUUUCCCAACAUUUGCAGCAUGAAUGAGAAACAAAUAUAGUAACUCUUACUGUCUCCUAUUGGCUUCUGAAACGCAGAUGGUGAUCCAAGCAGGGCUUGCUAGGGUGGGAUGUUUUUAGGGGGUGGGGGGGUGAAGUGCUUGGGGUUUUUUUUCUGCUGCUUGGGAUUUUUUGAGCAGCAACAAAGACAUGGGAGAUGCAGUUCUGGACUGAGUCUCAAACAGAAGGUUCUUUCAUAUGGAAAUGUAUUUUUCUAUUACAUUUGUACAGAAUUUUGCCUAUUUUGAUCUCCCAAAAUUUUUAGAUUUGCGCAUUGCUCAGAUUUGAUUUCUUUUGCAAGGUGUCAUAAAGUAUGUAUUUUAUGUUUGUUAAUGUAUUAUAAAUGUAAAGCUAAAUUUUGCUUGUCUAAUAAACGUGCACUGUGGCGGUAUCUGGUUUAUUGUUUUGCUAACUUGAAUUCAUUGGUUCUUAAUAUUAAAAGGAAAAAAUUGAGUCAUUGUUGUGACUGUCCUGUUAGCAUAAAUAAAUGUGUGGGUGCAUUUAUUUAAAAACAUAACUAAAAAGGGCUUAAGAAGCAGGUAAUGACUAAGAAUAUUUGUUGAUGACAAAAGUUAAGAGUUAAAUAAUGUUCAGACUAGUAUAUAGUGUUCCCAGGAUUCUUUUAAGAUCAUAAUCUUAAAAUAGAUGGGAUUUUUUUUUUUUCAUGGGU
This is a messenger RNA of Chroicocephalus ridibundus (black-headed gull), 9129 nucleotides long. RefSeq names its product C-type lectin domain containing 16A (gene CLEC16A). Gene Ontology annotation, cellular component: endolysosome membrane; late endosome. The coding region runs from base 138 to 3377 and encodes 1079 amino acids. Gene Ontology annotation, biological process: endosomal transport; regulation of autophagosome maturation; endosome to lysosome transport. The transcript is spliced from 24 exons. Lineage: Eukaryota; Metazoa; Chordata; Aves; Charadriiformes; Laridae. The record is from RefSeq and is a predicted model, not a curated record.